Messenger RNA from Pelagomonas calceolata, 726 nucleotides. The record is from the annotation of a GenBank genome assembly. NCBI's taxonomy places the organism in Eukaryota, Pelagophyceae, Pelagomonadales, Pelagomonadaceae.
AUGUCCUCAACCCCUCUUUUUCCGCGCGGCGGCCUUCUGCCGCACGAGCGCGAUCCACGACGAGCGCACGAGCGCCUCGAACUGCUCGUCGCGGUCGACCGUGAUCGACUGGAGGUCGUAGUAGUCCUCGAAGAGCUGCCGCGUCACGGGCCCGCCGCCCGCCGCGAGCGCCUCGUGGAGCUCGGCGCGCACGUCGGCCGCGCUGCGAUUGCCCGCGACGACGUCGGGGUGCGCGUCGGCGUCGAAGGCCUUGGCCAUCGCCGCCGCGUCGAGCGUCGUCUCGUCGCCCAGGAUCGUGUACAGCCGGUCGACGAAGGACCGCCGCCUGUCGUUCAUGUGCCCCGCGUCGACGUGCAGCUUGAAAAACUCCUCGUCCAUGCUCCGCUUCGCCUGGAUAUCCGGCUUUGGCUCGGCGCAGCACGCAUUUCCCAUUUUGGCGCGCGACGCGUCGCUCUCUUGCCGCGCGUCACGCUAGAUCUUUUCGCUUCUGGCCCGCGCUCUCUUGCCGCGCGUCACGCCAAUAUUUUUGCUCCGUCCGCGCGCGCCGCGUUGCUGCUCGGCUGCUCGGCUGCUUUUGAGCAAUGUAUCAAAUCUCCUGAUGCGCCUAGUGAGCAGCGCCGGCUGCCGUAUAUGCUGCUCUUGACAACAGAAGAGAGCUACACGCUGCUGAUAUGCGCUCUUGACCGCGGCAGAGGCUGCGAUCGCGGCUCGCGCCCAAAAUCUACG